CCCAACCAUAACAAAAACGUCUGAGGUUGACACAAACACUGUUGAGUCUGCUGCUGAGUCUGUAAACUGUGGCUGUUCCAGAGUGUCUGUGAUGGAUAGCCAUGAGGAAGAUGGUGAGAUAAGAGACGAGGGACGCCACCACGCACCAAUUUCCAUCGAUGAUAACGAAGUAGAAGAAGAUGAGUUCAGUAUGUCCUCUUACGAUGGCGACCAAGGUGACAGUCUUGAUAUCAAGCCUCCCCAGGCUGUGGUGCAACGUCGAGAAAAACGUGAAAAACGUGAUAAACGAGACCGACAUAGACACAAGGCUGAGCGGCACAAAGACCGUCACCGUAAUCGAGAGCACAGGGGUCAUGAAGAGAGGCGGCGUGACCAUCGAAGACAUAGGGAAAGAAGUGAAGGAGAAAGGCGAGAGAAUCGAGAAGUUCGCGAGGCUCGCCGACACGAAAAACGACAUGAAAGGGGAAACAAACAUGAGAGGCCGGUUAUUGACCUACGUAGCAAGAUUGAAAAGAGAAAGAUGGUUGAUAGAGAUAUGACUUCUCAAUUUAAGCUUUUGUUUGCCAUUCUAGAUAAACAGAAGGAGUUGUCUCAGCGAGAGGCUGAAACAAGGAGACAGAGACGGGAAGAGGAGAGACGUGAGGAAGAGAGGCGGGAAGAGCACCAAGUGGGACGCCAUCGCGGGGAAGUGUCAGCACAUAAACAUAGCCGAACUCAUUCUCCUAGUGAAGCACCAAUACAGAAGAAGAGGAAACAUCACCAUGAUUCUUAUCCUUCAAUAGAGGGUGCAGAAGAGGUGACAAUUGUUAGUGAUGAGGAUGAAGAAGAGGAGGAAGAGGAGGAGGAAGAGGAAGAAGAGGAGGAAGAGGAGGGUGAGUAUGAAGAAAUUCUAGAGCCUGUGGUUCGUAAAGGUUCCAAAGAAAAGAGAUCAGAUGAAGAAGGAAAGAAGAAGAAGAAAGAUGAUGGAAGAGGAAUAACUCAAGUGGAGUCUGGUGGCAGUGGUUCAUCUGAUAGUGAGUCUGAUUCAGAGAGGGCUCGGUCCCCCACGCCUCCUCAGAGGAGUCAGUACCAUAGUGACAGCACAAGCAGUGAGACGGAUAUAGAGGAGGAAGAAGGGAAGGGUGAAGAUGGCACUAAGAAGAAGGAUUCAGGUGACCAAAUGUCUGUGUCGGGCAGUGGCUCUGGCUCAGCAAGAUCGGGUACUCUGUCACCUACCCAAGCAGGGCGCUACCAAGACUCACCCACAGUGGAGGACCGACGAUCAGACCGUGAGGAGGCCAAUUACUUGCCAGACUCAUCGCCUGAAUCUCCAGUUGAACUCAAGGAAGAUUUACCUGCCUACUAUCCUGCCAUCAUGGGUUGCCGCUCAGUUGAUGAGUUCGAGUGUCUCAAUAGAAUUGAGGAGGGAACUUAUGGUGUGGUGUAUAGAGCCAGGGAGAAGGCAACUAAUACAAUAGUUGCCUUGAAGAGACUCAAGAUGGAGAAGGAGAAGGAAGGCUUCCCCAUCACCUCAUUGAGAGAAGUCAACACACUGCUGAAGGGACAACACGAAAAUAUAGUAACUGUCCGAGAAAUUGUAGUUGGAAGUAACAUGGACAAAAUCUAUAUAGUUAUGGAUUAUGUAGAGCAUGAUCUCAAGAGCCUCAUGGAGACUAUGCGACAAAAGAAGCAGAUGUUUACCAUCGGUGAAGUGAAGACUCUAAUGAGACAACUACUGAGAGCUGUACAUCACCUCCAUGACAACUGGAUACUUCACAGAGAUCUGAAAACUUCUAAUUUGCUCCUCUCUCAUAGAGGAAUUUUAAAGGUGGGAGACUUCGGCUUGGCCAGAGAGUAUGGUUCACCCCUCAAGCAUUACACUCCUAUUGUAGUGACCCUUUGGUACCGUGCCCCUGAGCUGCUCCUUGGGGCUAAACAGUACUCAACACACAUCGAUGUUUGGUCUGUUGGAUGCAUCUUUGGUGAGCUGCUGGGAAUGGAGCCCAUGUUUCCAGGAAAGUCGGAAAUUGAUCAGCUUAAUAAGAUAUUUAAGGAUCUUGGAACACCUGGUGAAAAGAUCUGGCCUGGGUACAACCAGUUACCCCUUGUAAAAAAGACACAAUUUGCUGAUUACCCAUACAACCAUCUACGUGAGAGGUUCAAGACAAGGCUGUCUGAUCAAGGAUUUAGCCUUCUUAACAGGUUUUUAACUUACAAUCCUCCAAAACGCAUCACAUGCCAAGAAGCAGUACAUCAUGAUUAUUUUCACAAAGAAGCGCCAGCACCUGUGGAUCCAGCUAUGUUCCCUACAUGGCCAGCUAAGUCUGAAAAUCCUCAUGGUCGUUCAAAGAAAAUUGGCCUCAGUCCCAAGCCCCCAUCUGGUGGCAAGAACUUCAAAGAUCUGGCUGAUGUGGAUGAUGAGUUGGCUGCCCGAGGAUUCUUUUUAGGUGGAGCCAGUUCGUGUGGACCCGGCUUUGUACUAAAGAUGUGAUGAGUAAUUUUCUAAUAAGUUGUGUUACUAGAUUAACCUGAAUUUAUAUUCAAAUAAAAUUAAAAAAAUUACUUCUACAUAUUAAGCCUGAUCAGUAAGUUGGCUUUAUCUCCAAGAGUUGGGAAAGAAUUUUGUAAAAAUAAUGAAACUGGUUUUACAUUUAAAAUGAAUCAAACCUUUUAUAUUUUAAAAGAGAGAUGUAGUUUUUUGUGGAGAUUGUGUAUGUGUGUGUAUGUGUGUGUGUGUGUGUGUGUGUGUGUGUGUGUGUGUGUGUGUGUGUGUGUGUGUGUGUGUGUGUGUGUGUGUGUGUGUGUCAGUACAUUUAUCCUGCCAUUUUUAUCUUCAUUAAGGUAAAAUAAUGACUUGUUGAAAAGGAGCAUUUAUUGAACAAUGUCUCAUGUGAGUACCUAGAUGCUAGUAAAGAGCUCGUUCUAAUUAAUUGGAACUACCCUCCUGACCCUUUGAUUAAACACAAUUACUUCACACUUCCCAGAUACUGUAUGACCCCUACUUGUUUAGUGCUUCCCCAUCUGUAAACUGAUACUAUUGAAGAAUGGCUCUCAUUAGAGUGUAAGCUUACACUUGAGCAUAGUUUGUCUCCUGUGACAUUAACGUUGCAGAGUUGAACAGCUUGUUUCACUUUGUUAAAAACAAAAAAAAUUCUGCCUGAAAGUAGAGGUUCAUACUUGAAAUAACAUGAGAAGAUUGACAGUCUUGAGGACUGUGCAAGGAUAUGUUGUAAUGAGGGUGAUCUGCUUUGGUAUAGAAUUAGCAUUGAACUGAGGCAUAACUCAUGUUCGUAUGUUAAAUCAUCUUAUUUGUUAGUACUGAGUGUGAAUCAUAGGUAAACUAAUUCAUUAGUACUGAUUCUUGGCUCAUUAUUUGUUGAAGGACACCCCUGCUCCAGUGCCACUUAGUCUGUUCAGGAUUUAAACUAAAACCUUUGUCUUGAAUAGGUAAAAUUGUUGUGGUUGAUGUAUUGAAUAGUAAGCAGUAGAAAUGAAAGUGCAUUUAAUUUUCUUAAACUUGUAAAUUAGUUUUGAAAAUGUAUAAUUGUUGCAAAGUUAGGUGACAUUUUUUUCAUACAUUUUGAAAAGCCCCUUGUUAUACAAAGCAAAACUUUGAUAUAUUUUAUUCUUUUGUAAAUUUGUAAAGUCUCAAACACUUAGAAAUAUAGUUAAGUUAGCAAAGCAAGCUUAUUCCAUAUAAAAAAGAAGUUAUCAUAUUUAGGAACUAAAUGAGUAAUGAAAAAAUGAGAGGAAAAUCAAUUCUUUCUUUCUUUCAACAAACUGGCCAUAUCCCACCAAGCAGGGUGGCCCGAAAAGAAAAACAAAAGUUUCUCUUUUUAACUAGUAAUGUAUACAGAAGGGGUUACUAGCCACAUGCUCCCGGCAUUUUGGUCGCCUCUUACGACACGCAUGGCUUAUGGAGGAAGAAUUCUGUUCCACUUUCCCCGUGGAGAUAAGAGGAUAUAAACAAGAACAAGAACUAGUAAGAAAAUAAAGGAAAACCCAGAGGGGUGUGUAUAUAUAUGCUUGUACAUGCAUGUGUAGUGUGACCUAAGUGUAAGAAGCAGUAGCAAGACGUACCUGAAAUCUUGCAUGUUUCUUUCUUUCAACACACCAGCCGUAUCCCACUGAGGCAGGGUGGCCCAAAAGGAAAAAUGAAAGUUUCUCCUUUUAAAUUUAGUAAUAUAUACAGGAGAAGGGGUUACUAGCCCCUUGCUCCUGGCAUUUUAGCUGCCUCUUACGACACGCAUGGCUUAUGGAGGAAAAAUUCUGCUCCACUUCCCCAUGGAGAUAAGAGGAAAUAAACAAGAAUAAGAACUAGAAAGAAAAUAGAAGAAAACCCAGAGGGGUGUGUAUAUAUAUGCUUGUACAUGUAUGUGUAGUGUGACCUAAGUGUAAGUAGAAGUAGCAAGACAUACCUGAAAUCUUGCAUGUUCAUGAGACAGAAUAAAGGACACCAGCAAUCCUACCAUGUAAAACAAUUACAGGCUUUCAUUUUACACUCACUUGGCAGAACGGUAGUACCUCCCUGGGUGGUUGCUGUCUACCAGCCUACUACCUACAGGAAUAUCAAUUAGUUUAUUGAUAAAAAAAAAUUUGGAAACAAGACAUAAAUUGAUUAAUAUAAACAAAGUAUUAAAAAAGUGUGUUGAAUUCAGGUCCUACAUUGAUCUACAGAACUGUGUAUUAAUUUCUCCAGCAAUCAUGUUAGUUACCAAUUUUAUGUUGGUUGUAAAGCCAUUACAAUAUUCUGAAAAUCUGUGAUUCACAGGUCACUAAAUUGAACUUAGAAGUUAUGCGCAUUUUGUAAUCACACAUUCUUUGUCUGGAUUUAAAAUGUCUAAAAAUUACAUGAGACAUUACCAGUGUCAAACAUCAAAGAUGACUUUUUGAUAUAUUUUUGUACAGUAUAUUAUUGGAAGCACAGUGAAACGUUGGUGUAAUGAGUAAUAGAUGGAGACAGGGGUGUCUACUACAAUGUAAAUCUGUUACAGUAAAGUACCCUGUGUAGACUAGAUCUGCUCAUAAGCAGAUUCCUCAUGCAGCAGACCUAGUCCACUGCAUGGAUGACUCUAUCAGACACUUAAAAAUAAACUGUAUUACAGUACAGCACAGUAAAUUACCUAAGGGUUAAAAGUAGAGUACAGUAGAGCAUAGUAAUUUUUCUUCUUGUGGUGAAUAGACAAACUUAAUGCCAGAAUAACUUUUAUUUUGAGUCAGAGGAGCUGUAUAAGCUACAGCUCAAAUGUUAAUAGAUUAACAAAAAAACAUAAAUCCAGGGAAAUUUGAACAUUAAAUGAUUGUAUGUGUGAGUACGUACAGACACUAACAAGCUGGAGCAGGCUGAGUCAUUGGCCUGGUUUGCCUAAGAACAAUGAAAACAGAAGGGGCUGCUAUGGCCCUUGUUGGACAAAAGUCCUAUGCCAUGUGAAUAAAUGCAUUGACAGAACAGACAUAGUCUGCUGUAUCAAUGACAGUACCUCCUCCUCCUGAGCUAUUGUCUUGCCAAAUUUUUUGUCUUUUUUUCUGAAUCCCAUUGCAUAGGGGUCUGCUCUACUGAAUAUUUUGCAUACUGUAUACAUAAAUGUAUAUUACUGUAUAUAUGAAAUUGACUGAUAUAGUGUAUGAAGUGCAAUUUGGUCCUGUUUUAUUGUAAAUUUGUCAUGUUUUAAAUCAAAGACCUUGUGUAUAUAUUUACAUUUUUUGAAUGAACCGGUUGGAUCCCACCAAGGUGCGGUGGCCCAAAAAAGAAACACUUUCACCAUCAUUGGUGGGAGAUGGCUGGCUUGUAAAAAAAAAAAAAAUAGAAAUAAUUUGCUUAAAAUAUGUAUUCUGAAGAAAUUACAUAUUAAGCACCGUGCUUUAAGUAAUAUGUGAAAGGAAUGGUCAGCAUUUUCCUUGAAUUUAAUGUUAUGUAGUUCUUUACAUGAUAGACAUGUAAUAGAUUAAGGUAAGAGUGAAGGAUGGUGAUAUAUGCUCAAGAUUGUUUGUACCAGUUCUUCAGUAUUCUAGCAAAGUGUGAACCUUUGAAACAAGUUUCAGAAAUGUAUAAUCUUCGUGUUGUAAGGUACAACAUAACUAGUUCCUUAAUUAAAUUGUGUAUGCUA
Messenger RNA from Cherax quadricarinatus, 6086 nucleotides. NCBI's taxonomy places the organism in Eukaryota, Metazoa, Arthropoda, Malacostraca, Decapoda, Parastacidae. The record is from RefSeq and is a predicted model, not a curated record.